UAGGGUUUGUUCAGAGACUAGUUGGGUUGGUUCAUCAGGUUUCGGUUCACGUGUGGCUCUCUAGCAAAGAUCAGGUUCAACUUGUUUCUUGUGGCGGGGAAUCGGCUAAUCCUCAGAGCGGCAAGUGAUCCGUAUCAGUUUGGGAGACUUUUGAGUGUGGACCUGCUGACCUUCAAGUGACAGAAACCAGGAGCAGAAGAAAGAGUAAACUCAGCAGGAGAAGGACCUUUUUUCCUCACCCUUCGUCUUCCUCCACCUUCCUCUCUGCGCUGCAUCGUCUCCACAGCUUCAGCAGGAUGAAGCUGAAGGAGGACCUGAGCCCCGUGCUGCUGCUGCUCUUCCACUUCGCGGUCUGGAUCUACUCCUUCCUCUCCUUCCUGCCCUCAGUCUUCCUCAGCUGGAUGUCCACGCUCGAUAAUGAUGAUGGUGUUCGCUACGGCUCAGAGGAAGACAGAGCCAAGAGGAUGAAGGCCUGCUCGGAGCCGGGAUGUCCCGAGGGCCCCUAUCGAGCCGUGAGGGCCACAAAGAGACUGGAGGCCACGCUGCGCCCGGGUGUUCAAACCCUGGAUAAGAUGUUCGAGUUCGCAGCCCUGAGGUUUCCACACAGACACUGCCUAGGGACCAGAGAGGUGAUCAGUGAGGAGGACGAGAGGCAGGGCAAUGGGAAGCUGUUCAAGAAGGUGAUUCUGGGAGAGUACCGCUGGCUCUCCUAUCAGGAUGUUUUCUCGGCGGCGUCUCAGCUCGGCAGCGGGUUAGCGUCUCUGGGUCAGCGCCAGAAAAACAACAUCGCCAUCUUCUGUGAGACCCGGGCCGAGUGGAUCGUCGCGGCCCAGGCCUGCUUCAUGCACAACUUCCCCGUGGUCACCAUUUACUCCACACUGGGGGGUGCGGCCAUUGCUCACGGGCUGAAUGAGACUCAUGUGACCCACAUCUUCACCUCCAAGGAGCUCCUGGAGACCAGACUCAAGGCCAUCCUGAUUGAGGUUCCCCAGCUGCAGCACAUCAUCGUGGUGGACGACUCCCCCUCCUCAUGGCCCGGAUAUCCUCGCGGCAUCAGCGUCCACAACAUGGCUGCCGUUCAGGAGCUGGGGGCCCGGCCGGAGAACGCUUCUCGGGAUCGUAAUCCUCCGCUGGCCUCAGAUAUCGCCGUCAUCAUGUACACCAGCGGCUCCACGGGCAUCCCCAAAGGAGUCAUUAUCUCCCAUAGCAACAUCAUCGCCGGCCUCACUGGGAUGGCCGAGCGAAUACCCAACCUGAAUGAGGAGGACACCUACAUCGGCUACCUGCCUCUGGCUCAUGUUCUGGAGCUCAGUGCAGAGUUGGUGGGCAUGGCUCACGGGUGCCGGAUCGGAUACUCGUCGCCUCAGACCCUCUCUGACCAGUCAUCCAAGAUCAAGAAAGGCAGUAAAGGAGACACCAGCGUCCUGCAGCCCACGCUGAUGGCAGCUGUCCCGGAGAUCAUGGAUCGUAUCUAUAAGAACGUGAUGCUGAAGGUGGAGGAGAUGAGCUGUGUGCAGCGGACUCUCUUCAUUCUGGCGUACAACUACAAACUGGAGCAGCUCUCCAAAGGCAACAGCACACCUCUGUGUGACAAGCUGGUGUUCAGGAAAGUUCGCUCUCUGCUGGGAGGUCGGAUACGGGUCUUGUUAUCCGGUGGAGCGCCGCUAUCCGCCGUCACGCAGCGCUUCAUGAACGUGUGUUUCUGCUGCCCGGUGGGUCAGGGCUACGGCCUGACGGAGACCUGCGGGGCGGGAACCAUCAGCCAGCUGUGGGAUUACAGCACUGGGAGAGUGGGAGGACCGCUGGUUUGCUGUGAGUUGAAGCUCAAAGACUGGGUGGAGGGUGGUUAUCGUAGUACCGAUAAGCCAAAUCCACGAGGAGAGAUCCUGGUCGGUGGACCCAACGUCACCAUGGGGUACUACAAGAACGGGUCGAAAAAUGAGGAUUUCUUCGUAGACGAGAGCGGUCAGAGGUGGUUCUGUACGGGAGACAUCGGAGAGUUUCACCAAGACGGGUGCCUCAAGAUCAUUGAUCGUAAGAAAGACCUGGUGAAGCUGCAGGCAGGAGAGUACGUCUCUCUGGGAAAAGUGGAGGCCAUGUUGAAGAACUGUCCUCUGGUCGACAACAUCUGUGCCUACGCCAACAGCGACGAGACGUACGUGAUUGGCUUCGUGGUGCCCAAUCAGAAGCAGCUGCUGACGCUGGUGGAUCAGUACGGGAUCGGAGGGUCCUGUGAGGAUCUGUGCAGCAGUGAGGCUGUGGAGGAGCUGGUGUUAAAGACCCUCACUGAGGCGGCUCUGGAGGCCCAGCUCGAGCGCUUCGAGAUCCCCCGAAAGAUCUGCCUGAGUCCGGAGCCCUGGACUCCUGAGACGGGAUUAGUGACUGACGCAUUCAAGCUCAAACGCCAAGAGCUGAAGACACACUACCAGGACGACAUCGAGAGGAUGUACGGGGGCAAAUAGAGACAAGGAGCGGCAUUGUUCUCCGUCAAAACACAGACCAACACUCGAUCCAAAUGAACACACUGCAAGAGCCACCGUGACCUGAACCGGUGUUAAAGGUCCCCUAUUAUACUGUUUUUCAUCAAUAUAUUACAGGUCUCAGAUACCUGUCUCUGAUUGGCUGAAACACCAAACAGAUCAUUGCAGCAUCCCAUAAUCC
Molecule: messenger RNA, 2661 nt
Organism: Trematomus bernacchii (emerald rockcod)
Lineage: Eukaryota; Metazoa; Chordata; Actinopteri; Perciformes; Nototheniidae
Gene: acsl3a
Product: acyl-CoA synthetase long chain family member 3a
Exons: 15
Coding region: 297-2462 (721 amino acids)
Biological process (GO): long-chain fatty acid metabolic process; long-chain fatty-acyl-CoA metabolic process; neuron differentiation
Cellular component (GO): lipid droplet; endoplasmic reticulum; plasma membrane
Molecular function (GO): long-chain fatty acid-CoA ligase activity
Source: RefSeq, a predicted model, not a curated record